AUGAGUCAACGCACACGAUCGGCAUCAGCAGCGGCGGCCCACGCGGCCAUGGAAGCCACAACCGCAACAACAACAUCAUCACCAAACCCUCAAGGAGUCGCGGAGCUCGAGAUGGAGAAAGUGAGGGCUGUCGGAGAUCUAGAGCUCGAAUACGUAGCAUGGAGCUUGCCAAAAACCGAGCCGGGCGAGAAGCGGGGGCGGACAAAAAGCGCAGUGAUAACACCACUGGCACUGUUUGAGCCCGGAUCCUACUUCUUGAAGUCUUCUGGUGGAUCCGAGAGUUCAUGGUUGAAGAAGCGUUGCUCCCAAUUCCACAGUACCCUCUCAACCCGCUGCGUUCGCGAUAUUAAGCGCGACUUCUCCUGGAAGCUCUACGGCACAUGCUGCAACCCGGACACCGGCGCCGAAUCCCACUUUGUGCGCAUCAAGUUCCUCACAGCAGCCGCCGAUGAGUCUUUCUCCGCCAUUAUCGAUUUGCUCAAUGCCCUCGCCGCAAAACGGUUUCUCCAGUCCUCGCGCAAAGAAAAGGUGCAUCCAUUCGGCAUCGGCUUCGACUGCGGCGUCCAAAAGUCAAAGGAGCGCCUUUACAUCAUUUCGAACUGUGCCAAACAAACGCCCUACCUGCGCCGCGUCGCUGUCGACUUUGAGGUCCUCAUUGACAACGAGUGGAAGCGCCUCGAUGCAACCGUCGACAGGAUCGGCUUCGCGACAUAUAAGAGCGCGCCCAAGUCAUCCGUUCUCGCCGCUAGUACGCUCGACGCAAUCAGCUUUAAGGACGAUGCAUACCUGCGCUUCGCGCGGGUGACGCUGCGCUUCGGCGAACAAGCGGAGCGGACAGUGCUUGAUAUUGGUCGCGGCUUUGAACCAGCUCUCGUAUAUGGAAAGACCUCGACCAUACUCACCAUGAACCGCGCCCGAGUGAGAACUUGUGAAGGUAGUAAGGUAUCCGUGCCCGUGCGGAGUCAGGUACGGCUGGUAUUCACAGACAUGAAGGAGAGUCGGAGCCGCAGCGGGACCUUUCGUCGGAAUUCGGGGGGAAAGCACAGCGCGUCGGAAGCAGAGAAGGUACUAGCGCUACUGAAGAAGACGGUUGCGCUGGCGGGGGUAAAUACGUUGGGGCUUGAGGACGACCUGGAGGAUGAUGCCAUCUUCCAAAUGAAUAUCCAGCGCUUGGUCACAGAGCCCGGAUAUGCGAUCCGCGAGAAGGGAGAGGCACAGGCGGCGAGGAUGAACUUGAGUAAUCACUUCAAGAACUCGACACUGUUUCUUGUGCCGUGCUAUGAGUCGAAUGGUGUGAACUUGAUCCUACAGAGCAGGAACGGGGAAUAUGUUCUGCGGCAGUACAUUAACGGCCCCGUCCGCUUCAUCGGCUCCAUAACAUCAAACUGCUUCGCGGGCCCCAAGUUCAGCACGCUCGUCAAACACCAGCAUGAAUACUCAGGCAUGGGAAAGGUCACCUACAUGUUCGAAACCCAGGAAACCGACGCCACAAGCCUCGUCGAGAUCCUCGUCUCGAUAAUCGAGAAACUGCACAUGUUCCACACCACCGUCACCUCCUCCACACCAAACCACGUACCCUCCCUCCCCCCAUCACUCCCGCGCAUCCCCGCAAUCCCCAGCAUCCACCUCAGCCGCGCCGGCACAGUAGCAACCACACGAAACAACAGCACCCGCAAACCCCCGGCCCCGUCAGAGAUCAGCAUACCCCCAAUACCAGUCCUUGCCCGAAGUGCGCAGCCGCCGCCGCCGGUUUCGGAACCAGAGCAGCCCGCACAGGCGCCGCAACCAGUAUAUAAAGUCCCCCGAAAGCCCGUCCCGACAUCAGCACACUCGCGCAGCGUCUCGAGCAGCACAUCAGGCAGUACAUUAGGAAGCACAUCAGUGGGCACAUCAGGAAGCACCUCAAUCACCUCAAGCAGCUCGCAGCCAGUCCGCACACUCGCGCCACAGCGCGAUCCGUCCGCGCUCCCCGGGGGAAGGGUGUACGAGCUGCGGGCAGCGACACUCAAAAAAGUCAUCACCACAGCGGGGCUGCAGGGAACUGUGCAAGCGGUCAGUACUACAGGGAGAGUUAGGUGA
Molecule: messenger RNA, 2079 nt
Organism: Morchella importuna
Lineage: Eukaryota; Fungi; Ascomycota; Pezizomycetes; Pezizales; Morchellaceae
Exons: 4
Coding region: 1-2079 (692 amino acids)
Source: RefSeq, a predicted model, not a curated record